Messenger RNA from Trichosporon asahii var. asahii CBS 2479, 966 nucleotides. Its product is annotated as ADP-ribosylation/crystallin J1. NCBI's taxonomy places the organism in Eukaryota, Fungi, Basidiomycota, Tremellomycetes, Trichosporonales, Trichosporonaceae. The coding region runs from base 1 to 966 and encodes 321 amino acids. The transcript has a single exon. The record is from RefSeq and is a predicted model, not a curated record.
AUGGCGCCCCAGUUCAACAGAGAGCACGCGACCGGAUCGGUCCUCGGCCUCGCAACCGGCGAGGCACUUGCGCUCCCUUAUGUAUCCUCCCCCGAAAAGGUCGACCAGGGCGUAACGAUGACUUCGGGCGGCGACUGGUCCGAGGGCGAGUGGGGUCCUUCGACCGCCAUGGCACUCAGCGUGCUCAGCGCCAUGAAUGAGGCUGUGCUCUACGACCGAGAGAAGUGGGCCGACUACCUCGCGGUACGAUGGGUAGAGUGGGCCCACUCGGGGGGAAAGGGGCUUGACUCGCGGACGCGAGACCUGCUGCGGAGCGUGUCUCGGGAGGAGGCGAGUGAGGAGGCACUGGCUUCGCGUGCCAAAGCGAGCGGGGGUGCCGGUGCGCUGCCGGUGGCCCAUGUUGCUCCCCUCGCUCUCCUCUUCCUUGGAGAAGACCAAGAGGCUGAUCUCGCCAAGGCCGCGGACCGUCUCGCGCGCAUGACGCAUCCCGAAGAGGAGGCACGUGAGGCCGCUGUCCUCGUGGCGCUCAUGGUGCAGCAGGCAGCCCGCUUUGGCUCCGUGAGCAUCGAGGAGCAGAUCCAGUACCUGCCUACCGGGAGCCAAGAAAAGUGGAAGCAGCUCCUGAAGGAGGGAGGUAAUGCCGCAUCCUUCAACUCCAUCCACGUCAAGUCCUCUGAUGCCAACAAGGCUUCGGUCGCCGUGCUCCAGUCUGCGGUCGCCGCGUUCAGAUCCCGGUCAACCGUGGAGAAUGUUCUCAUUCAGGCGGUUCGCAGUACGGCUAACGCACAUGUCGCUGCCGUUGCUGGAGCUCUGACCGGUGGUGACCAAGGCAGCCGAGAGAUCCCCGCCGACUGGACAUCGAAGUUACACGGCGAGAACCUCAAUGGCCGGGGAAGCGCCGUCGAUGCUAUCACCAAGGACGUGGAGGCCGUGGUCAAGGUUACGUAUAAGGUGGACCUUUACUAG